Messenger RNA from Doryrhamphus excisus (bluestripe pipefish), 2288 nucleotides. Its product is annotated as solute carrier family 22 member 7-like. Lineage: Eukaryota; Metazoa; Chordata; Actinopteri; Syngnathiformes; Syngnathidae. The record is from RefSeq and is a predicted model, not a curated record. Gene Ontology annotation, cellular component: membrane. Gene Ontology annotation, biological process: transmembrane transport. Gene Ontology annotation, molecular function: transmembrane transporter activity.
AAUGAAGACACGGAUAGGAGUAAUUGUAAUGAUUAACAUUGCAAUGGUAAAUGUAUCUUGCACAGAGCAGACUUUCACUUCAUGUCUUCUACUUGGAGCCCCUUCGAGGUGACUCUGUGAAAAUGAAAUUUGACAACAUACUGUCAGACAUCAAUGGCUUUGGAAAAUUCCAAAUCAGGUUAGUCCUGAUUCAGGUCCUAUCUCGGAUCACAUUGCCUUGUCACUUCCUGCUGAAUAACUUCAUGGCAGGGGUUCCAUCACACCACUGCAACAUCAGCGCUCUGGAUAAUGAAAGCAUCUUCUUAAAUUUGACUUUGGAAGACAAGUUGGUAGUUAGUAUUCCGGUAGAGGAGGAUGGGACGCCGAGUUCCUGUCUGAUGUUUUCUAAGCCCCGAUAUCCACACAUGCUGAACAGCAGUAGCGACUCAUUGCUUGUUCAAUGUCAGAAUGGAUGGGUGUAUGACAACAGUGACUAUAAAUCAACAUUGGCAACAGAGUGGGAUCUUGUAUGCCGCCGGAAAAGCAUGAAUAAGGCAACAGCUACCAUCUUCUUCAUUGGCGUUAUGUUUGGAGCCCCUUUGUUUGGAUUUCUGAGUGACAGGUUUGGCAGGCGGUGGAUGCUCUUGCUGUCCUAUCUCUCAUCAAUGUUAUUUGCAGUGCUAAGUGCAUUCUCCUAUUCCUAUAUAUUGUUUGUGAUUAUGCGCUUUUUUACUGGGAUGUCUCUUGCUGGAAUAAGUAUCAUCUCUAUUGUUUUAAAUAUAGAGUGGUUUGGCGUGGAACAAAGGACCCUCUUUGGUAUAAUCUUCAGCCUUGAUUGGACAGUCGGAUCCUGGAUUCUCGUUGGAAUUGCAUACUUGGUGAAUGAGUGGAGGCCCCUCAUUUUGGCUGUGACAUCGCCACUGUUAUUGUCCCUGGUUGCUUGGAGGUGGCUUCCAGAGUCGGCCCGGUGGCUGAUGGCUAACGGGAAAGUUGAUGCUGCUCAUUAUUACAUUAAUCAAUGUGCAGAAAUUAAUAACAGAGCCACAUACAUGGCCAACAUCACUCCAACGACAUUACUGGAAUCUGUAGAGGAUAAAAAAGAUGACAGAACAUAUACGUCUAUUGAUCUUUUCAGAACAUCAAACAUAAGGAAAAUUGCCAUAUGUUCAGGGAUUGUUUGGUUUGGGGUUGCUUUUACUUAUUAUGGGAUAAGUCUGAAUAUCACCGGGUUUGGAUUAAACCCAUACCUCACACAGUUUGUAUUUGCAUCCAUCGAAAUGCCAAUGAAGAUUGGCCUGUAUUUCUUCCUGGAAAAAAAUGGAAGACGGCUGACCCAGUCGGCCACCUUGCUGUUGACCGGGCUUUUUCUUUUUAUCAACAUGUUCAUUGCAAAAGAGAAGUGGGUGAUCCGUACAGUUUUUGGAGUCCUAGGAAAAGCCAUGUCCGAAGUAUCAUUCACGGUCAUAUUCUUCUUCACAAUUGAGCUCUAUCCGACAGUCAUACGACAGAAUGGUUUAGGCUACACUUCCUUUGUGGCACGGCUGGCUGUGUCCAUAUCUCCACUGAUCAUGCUUCUGGAGGAUGUGUGGCAUCUCCUACCGUCCAUGACCUACUGCACAAUAGCAGUGAUUUCUGGUUUAGUGGCUUUACUCCUGCCAGAAACCCAAAAUACCAGAUUGCCCGAGUUAAUUGAGGAUGUUGAGAAAAAAAGGUAAACUGGACAAUGUUACCACUUAUUUUACAAUGCACAAUACUGACUAGGCUCUCCUCAAGAAGCCUCAGGACACUUUCACACUGACACCACCAGGUACAGUGGAACCUCAGUUAAUAUACGCCUCUGUGUGUUUUUUAGUUAAUGUUGAAAAUGUAUGCCAAAAUGUUUCCUCGGUUUGCAUGCUUUUUCUGGUUAGUGUGCAAAAUGAAGCGUGUCUUGUUGUGUUGCGUGAGUCCAACUGUGUUCUUAACCCGACGGCCCACUGGUCAGAAGUCAGACAGACCACUACACUGACACAGCUGGGGUCAGACGGCUCACUAGUUUGACGACACACUCACCCGACAAGCCACCAAUAUGAAUUCCAUCAUGAAUUUGAUCAACAACAAUUUAAGCAAAGGGGUCCGUUAAUGCGCAAAAGGUUUUGGAAUGGUUGCUAGUAUUAUUUCAUGUUUUGUUCAUAAUAUCGUGCGUGCCCCCCGUAUUUGUAUAUACUAGGUUAAAAAAGUAGGAAGGUAAAAAAACUAUACAAAGCAACAACGUAUAACUUCAUUAUUCCAAAGGAAAAAAAAUGCAACAAAACAGAUCAGUGUGCAGC